Drosophila obscura is the source of this 2252-nucleotide messenger RNA. RefSeq names its product phosphatidylserine decarboxylase proenzyme, mitochondrial (gene Pisd). Gene Ontology annotation, biological process: phosphatidylethanolamine biosynthetic process. The record is from RefSeq and is a predicted model, not a curated record. Gene Ontology annotation, cellular component: mitochondrion. The transcript has 2 exons. NCBI's taxonomy places the organism in Eukaryota, Metazoa, Arthropoda, Insecta, Diptera, Drosophilidae. Gene Ontology annotation, molecular function: phosphatidylserine decarboxylase activity. Bases 601 to 1950 code for a protein of 449 amino acids.
CGCAGUUCCCGGGACAACAAAACGAUAAAAUCAAAUCAAUUGACGGGUUCAGCAAAAUAAGAAUUAAAACCAGUUUUAAAGAAAAACAUUGACCAAAAGCGAGCUCUACAACAGAGACGAGACUGACUCCCCCCCUGGCACACUCACGCACACAGAAGGCAGCCUUGACCACCAUUGUGGUUUUUUUGUAUGUGAUAAGAGCAGAGCGCGGAGAGGCAUUCAAUUCCGUUUGUUUAGCCCCACGGAACGGUACGGAAGACCCACACACGGACCCCAACAUACAACUUGAUUGGCAAAUUCAUUAUUUCAUUAUAUUCUCGUUAUCCCCCCACCGCGGUAUGGUAUUGUUUCUGACUUAGGUCUGGAUUGAAUGCGCAUGUUUUGUAACUAUUAAUAGGCCAUUGUUGGAUUUAAGGGCACGCCACUCACCCAAUUCGUGCUCCAAAAAAGAUUAAACCUCCAAAACAGACGCGCGCGCUCAACAACGUGCCAUUUUCUAUCUAAGAAUACGUAAUCAUCAGUUCGGUGGCCGGGUGGCUGUGUCGCCAUAAGAACUAAAGAGCUACAACUACUAAAAGUACAACAACAACUACAACUAAAAUGGUUUCCUACUUUGUACCUCGCGGUCGUGUACUGCUAAAGGCCGGCAACCUAAGAACGGUGGUCCAGCCACAGCAGCCACAGCAACUACAACUACAAGCCGCGAAGCCUACGCAGCAACAAAAUGGAAGCUGGCCAGUGGUGCGGCAUUUCCGGCACUUCUCCUCGAAUUCCUCAUCUGGGAAUGCACCGCUAAAUCGCCUCAAGGCGCAGUCGCAGCCCCAGCCAGAGCCGCACAGACAGCAGCUUAACUCAAAACAGAACCUCGCCCAGGUGCGUCGCAAUGUGCUCUCCCGCUGGACCGGCUUCCUACUGCGCUGGGCCCCCAUGGGCAUAUGCGUGUUCGGGGCCAUCGAAUGGCAGCUACAUAAGAAGCGCUGCGAACGUGACGGCACGCCACGCACCGCCUCGGAGUUCCAGUCUCGCGUCUACUGCUCGCUUCCGCUGCGGAUCAUCAGUCGCUGCUGGGGCUGGCUGGCCGCCUGCUACAUGCCCACGACACUGCGGCCCUACGUCUACGGCUGGUACUCGAAUGCAUUUAAUGUGAAUCUGAGCGAGGCUCAGUAUCCGGAAUACGAACACUACAACAGCCUAGCGGAGUUCUUCACGCGUCCUCUGAAGGAGGGCGCACGCACCAUCGAUGCCCAUGCACCGCUCGUAUCGCCUGCCGAUGGCAAAGUUCUGCACUUUGGCAGCGCCUCUGACUCGCUCAUCGAGCAGGUGAAGGGCGUGAAUUACAGCAUCGAGGACUUCCUGGGGCCACUGCAGACGCUGGAGGAGGCCAAGUCGGGUGUCAGCUACGCGCAGGCCCUGAAGCGGCAGCGCGAUGGCACCACCGAGCUAUAUCAGUGCGUUAUCUACCUGGCUCCCGGAGAUUAUCAUCGCUUUCACUCACCCACCGCCUGGCAGCCGACGGUGCGCCGUCAUUUCUCCGGCGAACUGCUCUCGGUGAGCCCUAAGGUGGCCGGCUGGCUGCCGGGUCUGUUCUGCCUGAACGAGCGCGUCCUCUAUAUGGGACAGUGGAAGCACGGCUUCUUCAGCUACACUGCGGUGGGCGCCACCAAUGUGGGCUCCGUGGAGAUCUACAUGGAUGCUGAGCUCAAAACCAAUCGCUGGACGGGUCUCAAUGUGGGUAAGCAUCCUCCGAGCACCUACGAGUACGACGAAGUGGCCCUGGACGCACAGCAAAAGCCAAAGGAGCUGGGCAAGGGCGAUCUGGUCGGGCAGUUCAACAUGGGCAGCACCAUUGUCCUUCUCUUCGAGGCGCCAAAGAACUUCAAGUUUGACAUUGUUGCCGGACAGAAGAUCCGUGUGGGAGAGUCCCUGGGGCACAUUGUGGAGCGUAAAUGAUGAAUGUCCAUGUCCAUGACCAUCCCCCGGAAAGAAGCCUAUUGUGAUGCCAAUCCAAGAAUCAGUUCAAAGCAAACUCUGGCAAGUCUCCGGCAAGUUGAUAGAUUGAAAUGAAAUCCAAUCUAAUUAUCACAUUUUGUAUUACUGGAGCUGUUCCCUAACGUAUUUUUUGUGAACAUCCUGCUAUGCUAUGCCAUGCUAUGCUAUGUGUGUGUGUAUGUGUGUAUUGUUGCCAUUUCUAUAGUCCUAAGGAAAUAUUUUAUAUGUCUUUAUAUAAUAAAUGUCGAAAUAUCGUUGAAUAC